Molecule: messenger RNA, 1428 nt
Organism: Lactuca virosa
Lineage: Eukaryota; Viridiplantae; Streptophyta; Magnoliopsida; Asterales; Asteraceae
Source: the annotation of a GenBank genome assembly
AUGUUAGUAUUUUUUUUGCCCUUAAUCGAAUGUGUCAACGCUUCUACUCCUCUUGACAUUGUUUACAUCCAUGGGCACCACCUGCAUGAUUUUAUUUUGCUUCAUUUGUCACGUUUUCCCCAAGGGUAUUGUAAGUGUAACUUAAUUGAAUGUGUCAACGCUUCUACUCCUCUUGACAUUGUUUACAUCCAUGGGCACCACCAUCUAUCUCAUGCAAUUGACUACACUUGUGAAUCAUGCAAGUCAGGUUCACCCAAAUCAAAAGGUCACUGGGACCUGCUACCUCGCCGCCUCAUUCCCGGAACUUGGCACACUACCACUGCUUUUUGCUUGAGGCUGGACAAAAUGGUGAAGUUCACAGCUGAGGAGCUUCGUAGGAUCAUGGACUACAAGCAUAACAUCCGUAACAUGUCUGUUAUUGCUCAUGUUGAUCAUGGAAAGUCAACUUUGACCGAUUCACUUGUUGCUGCUGCUGGUAUCAUUGCACAAGAAGUUGCUGGUGAUGUCCGGAUGACAGAUACUCGUGCUGACGAGGCAGAGCGUGGAAUCACAAUUAAAUCCACUGGCAUUUCCCUUUACUAUGAAAUGACCGAUGCAGCCCUCAAGAGUUUCAAGGGAGAACGUAAUGGAAACGAGUACUUGAUCAAUCUUAUUGACUCACCCGGGCACGUUGACUUUUCUUCUGAGGUCACUGCAGCCCUCCGUAUCACCGAUGGUGCACUUGUGGUUGUGGAUUGCAUUGAGGGCGUUUGUGUCCAAACAGAAACUGUCCUUCGACAAGCACUUGGAGAAAGGAUUCGCCCUGUGCUGACUGUCAACAAAAUGGACAGGUGUUUCCUUGAACUUCAGGUGGAUGGUGAAGAAGCAUAUCAAACAUUCCAAAGGGUUAUUGAAAAUGCAAAUGUCAUCAUGGCUACAUAUGAGGACCCGCUUCUUGGUGAUGUCAUGGUUUACCCUGAAAAAGGUACUGUUGCUUUCUCAGCUGGGCUCCACGGUUGGGCUUUCACUCUGACUAAUUUUGCAAAAAUGUACGCCUCAAAGUUUGGUGUUGAUGAGUCAAAGAUGAUGGAGCGUCUAUGGGGUGAGAAUUUUUUUGACCCGAAAACAAAAAAAUGGACAACAAAAAGCACUGGUUCUUCAACAUGCAAACGUGGAUUUGUUCAGUUUUGUUAUGAACCCAUCAAGCAGAUCAUCAACACAUGUAUGAAUGAUCAGAAAGAUCAAUUGUGGCCUAUGUUGACUAAACUUGGUGUCACCAUGAAGUCUGAUGAGAAAGAGUUAAUGGGAAAAGCAUUGAUGAAGCGUGUCAUGCAGACAUGGCUCCCUGCAGCAACUGCUUUACUAGAAAUGAUGAUCUUUCAUCUUCCUUCACCUCACACUGCACGGCACAAAGAUACCGUGUUGAGAAUCUCUAUGAAGGUCCUUUAG